Molecule: messenger RNA, 1615 nt
Organism: Rhinichthys klamathensis goyatoka
Lineage: Eukaryota; Metazoa; Chordata; Actinopteri; Cypriniformes; Leuciscidae
Gene: ccbe1
Product: collagen and calcium binding EGF domains 1
Exons: 12
Coding region: 242-1444 (400 amino acids)
Molecular function (GO): calcium ion binding
Source: RefSeq, a predicted model, not a curated record
AUUUUCUGUUCUCAGACAUUUUCACAUAGAUUAAAAUCCAGAGCUGUAUUCUUCAUGUGUCAACUAUCAACUGAAGAGAGAAAGGGAAGGAGAAAAAAUAACAGUGCUGAGCCCCCCGGAUGACCUUGAUUAUGGACCAUUGAUUCGGGCGACCCAGAGGUCAGCAUGAAACAAGCGCUGAACUUCAAGACACUGGCUUUAUUCGGACAAAUAUCUUUUUUAUCAUCUCAGAGUGUUUGAAAUGAGCUCCACGGCCAGAGGAACUCCUCUCAGUCUCGCUGUGGUGGUAAUACUCUUCUCAUUGGGAACGCCGUGGACUUUCCGAGAGGAGAAGGAGGAUGUGGACAGAGAAGUGUGUUCAGAGAGCAAAAUCGCAACCACGAAAUACCCGUGCGUAAAAUCCACUGGAGAGGUGACCACAUGCUACAGAAAGAAGUGCUGUGAAGGUUUUAAGUUUGUACUGGGACAGUGUAUUCCAGAAGACUAUGAUGUGUGUGCCGGCGCUCCAUGUGAACAGCAGUGUACCGAUCAUUUUGGCCGUGUGGUGUGCACCUGUUACUCUGGGUACCGCUAUGACCGGGAACGACAUAGAAACCGUGAGAAACCGUACUGCCUGGACAUUGAUGAAUGUGCCAACAAUAACGAGACGGUGUGCUCACAGAUCUGUGUGAACACCCCCGGCAGCUACCAGUGUGAGUGCGAGAGAGGCUUCUACUUAGAGGAUGAUGGGAAAACAUGCACCAAGGGCGAGAGAGCUUCGCUGUUUGAGAAGUCAGACAACGUCAUGAAAGAGGGAACAUGUUCGGCCACAUGUGAAGACUUCCAUCAGAUGAAGAUGACUGUUCUCCAACUCAAACAGAAGAUUUCCUUGUUGCCAAGCAACACAGAGGUCAAUAAGCAGAUGACCAAUGAAAAGAUGAUGAUGACACACUCGUUUUUACCUGGACCUCCUGGGACACCUGGGCCUUCAGGGAGCCCAGGACCCAAAGGUUUCCCUGGCCCCCCAGGACAGAUGGGGCCACCAGGUUUGCCUGGUCCCAGAGGAGACAUGGGGCCCAUUGGGCCCUCACCGGACCUGUCUCAUAUUAAACAGGGACGACGUGGCCCAAUGGGUCCUCCCGGGGCUCCAGGGAGAGAUGGCAUGAAGGGAGAGAAAGGGGUUCCCGGCCCUUCCGGACCUCCAGGCCCGCCAGGAUCCUUUGACUUCCUGUUACUCAUGAUGGCUGACAUUCGUAACGACAUCGCAGAGUUGCAGAACAAAGUGUUCAGCAGACCGUUGCACUCCUCGGGAGAGGACUUCCCGUCUGCCCCAGACAACUGGAGGGAUACCCAGGAAAGUCUGGACUUCGGCUCCGGAGAAGACUACAAACCCCAGAGCCCCCCCAAGAGCACCAGAAAGAGGAAAUUGCCCCGGACCUUAAACAAUCCUGGUUGGCCAAUUUGAGACUGUCCUCAGAGUCAGAACUGAAAGAAAGAACUGAUUAAAGAGAGAAUGAGUAUUGUAAAUAUCACAGAAUGACUGCUAUUUAACUGUAUACUCGCUGAAAAAAGGCUGAAUGUAUUUCAUUGUAUGAAAUCUCUAUUUUUAUAACAUAAAGGAUGUACAUUUUUGUAA